CCUGACUAGGGGUGGGUAAGAAAACAAGUAUAUAGCCUCUACCUCUCCAGCCAGGCCAGGACAGACACCAAGGACAGAGACGCUGACGAGCUUUGUUCCUAGGCCACCUUCCCUACUGUCACCACCAUGAAGCUACUUGCAAUGACUGUGUUGCUGCUGACCAUCUAUAGACUGGAAGGAGCUCUGGUUCGGAGAGAGGCAGAGGAGCCGGGUCUGCAGGGCCUGCUCUCUCAGUAUGUCCAGAAACUCACCACAUAUGGGACGUACCUGAUAGAGAAGGUCAAGGCCCCGGAGCUUCAGGCCCAAGCCAGGGAUUACCUUGAAAAGUCAAAGGAGGAGCUGACACCCUUGGUCAAGAAGGCUGGAAACGAUCUGGUUAACCUGUUGGGCCAUUUUGUGCACUUUGAAACACAACCUUCCACCUAGUGAGUUGUCCAGACCAUUGUCUUCCGGCCCCAGCUGGCCUCUAGAACAUCCACUGGCCAGGCCUAGAGCCCCUACCUCUACCAACUCCCUGUUUGCUACAAUAAAUGCUGCAGGAGUCAA
Molecule: messenger RNA, 546 nt
Organism: Microcebus murinus (gray mouse lemur)
Lineage: Eukaryota; Metazoa; Chordata; Mammalia; Primates; Cheirogaleidae
Gene: APOA2
Product: apolipoprotein A2
Biological process (GO): cholesterol homeostasis; lipoprotein metabolic process; cholesterol transport
Cellular component (GO): extracellular region; spherical high-density lipoprotein particle
Molecular function (GO): high-density lipoprotein particle binding; lipid binding; cholesterol transfer activity
Source: RefSeq, a predicted model, not a curated record